GCGCCAAAGUUACGUUGGGAGGAUCAAAUUGGCCCAGUUCGACACAGCUUCGACGGCUAAAAGGAUAAUUGUAGCGACAGAGGAGAAUGUUUUGGCUGCUCUAAACUUGAAAACUGGCCAAGUAGUAUGGCGACAAAUGCUGGAGAGCGCCUCAGCAGGCAACAUCCAAAUGCUGUACAUCACCCCGCAGUCAACUAGCGCAGACCAGGCCGUCACUGUGUCUGGCUCCAACCCUUACCUUGCCAGGGGCUGGGAUGUUGCAUCAGGCGUUCUAAUGUGGGAGUACUCUAUCACGCUCCAAGAUGAGUCCCGAGGUGAUUUCUCAGAAUGGUGGCUGUCGAACUACAAACUGAGACACUUGCUACCUUAUUACGGCUCCCACAUUGAGGUCACCAAUUACGCCGUGGCGUCGGGACAACAUGAGGGCAAGUCGUAUAAGAUACCCGCUGCUUGGAUUAAUGAGGGGUGCAUCUUCACACCACCGUAUUAUUCGUGCGUGUCAGGCGGUAACCUCAUCAGUCUGGACGUCACAUCGGACAUGCCGAAGUUGAUCACAAAGCCGCUUACGAAUUUUGUGGGUGAAGACUCUCCAGGUAAUCUUGUGCCACUGGCCGGUAACAGCUACUGUCCCGGGUUCAUAAUCGACGAACGCAAAAUUGUAGUAAUAAGGAACGAGGAUUUCGAGCAAGUGCCGGUCGCGCUUGCAGACCCCACUGCCAGCGUUACAAUAUUGGACUCAUAUUCUGGACCUAUGGUGCUGCAAGCGUGGACUGAUUAUGUUAAG
This is a messenger RNA of Hyposmocoma kahamanoa, 784 nucleotides long. RefSeq lists its product as uncharacterized. Gene Ontology annotation, molecular function: protein binding. The annotation marks the transcript as partial. Gene Ontology annotation, biological process: protein folding in endoplasmic reticulum. The transcript is spliced from 5 exons. NCBI's taxonomy places the organism in Eukaryota, Metazoa, Arthropoda, Insecta, Lepidoptera, Cosmopterigidae. Gene Ontology annotation, cellular component: EMC complex. The record is from RefSeq and is a predicted model, not a curated record.